AUGAGAAGAGAAAAGAGGUACCGAAAGGAGAUGAGAGGAGGGGUGUUGAAUUGUUUCCUAUCAAGCACCAGCAAGGAGCGGAGUCCAGAGCAUCUCCAUCCAUCAGGAACUGAUCCCAGUUUCUGUCUGCUGUUGCCCCCCUUCCCCCAUGAGCUGAAGAGCGAACUGCUGGCUCACAACGUGGAGCUUCCGAGCGGCAACCCCACCAAGGACGUGUAUGUGCAGCUUUAUCUGAAGAAUCUGACCGCCCAAAACAAGAAACAUGUCACGGCCACGACUUUGGACGCUUUCUCCAGCGACGAGGAGCAGCCGCCGCCCGUGGUCUCCAACAGAAGUCGUUCCUCGGGCAGAAAAGCCACCAGAAAAACAGACAAGGUUCGGCCAGAUGAGCUGGAUGUGACCAUGCUGACUGACGAGAGCCUGAGGGACAAACUGCUCAAACACGGAGUGGAUGUGGGGCCGAUUGUGGCAUCCACCCGUAAGCUGUAUGAGAAGAAAUUGCAGAAGCUGUUAGAUGACGGUCCUGCACAGCCACCACUACCACAGCUGGUCCUCACUGAGGUACAGGUCAACUACAAUGGCAACUCGGAAUCAGACCUCUACAGUGACAAGGAGGACGAAUUGGCAACAGAAACGGAGCCUGUGGCAGAGCCUGAACCAGUGCCAGUAGUGGAGAGAGUGGUGAGGAACCGAGGGAAGGCACCUGUUACCACACGCACCCACAGCAGCCAGCACCACACGGGAGACCAUUUGAUGGAUGAGGAGGAAGAGGAUGAAGAGCCUGUCCUGAGAGUAAAGCGGAGAUCCAGGAGGAUCUCCCUCAGAGUGGUGAAUACUGGUCCAGCAGGUAGCCCUCUGUCCCACAGUGUGAGCCACAAACUGAACCUUGAUCGUGCAGUAAAGAUGGGCAUCCAAAACACAGCAGAGGUCUCCAGAGGCCCUGGGACUCCCCACUGGAAGCUCCACGAGGGAGAACUGGUGCAACAACUUCCCAAGUCCAGUAAGGAUUCAUCUUAUAAGCCACUCACUGUGCUCAACACUGCUCUGCUAGAGGAGCCUGAGUCAAGAACUGCACCAACGGUAGAACAGCAUGUUGUUACCCCUGUGAGACCAUUGUCUAUGUCAAAGAGCCUGCCCGAAGAACAGAGUCCACGACCAGCUGCCAAGCCUCCAUCCCAUCUGGUUCACCUGACCAGAGUCAACCCAGUCACCUUUAGCCCCAUGUGCAACAUCUCACCCAUUAAGAGCCAGGAGUCCCACUGGACACUGUCUGAGCAGACUGGGGCCAAAUCCAGCAGCAUUACUGGUGCAGGGGAGGAGUGUUCCCCUCCAGAGGUCAGGCUGCAUAAACUGAGGCAGCAGAAAAUCACCAGCUUACUGCCCACAUGCAGCCCUGUGAAGACACAUGGCUACGCAUCCACGUUGUCAAAGGAUGUGUUGGUGAGACAGGUGGAGAAGAUAGCAGCCAGCGACCAAACCCCCAAAGUGGAAGAGAGUGAUGUUCUGAAGGAGCUCUUCCCCAGUGACAGCAACAGUCCAACAGGAAUCACGGCCACCUGUCGGCGACCCAUCCAUGGAGCUGCUGGUCGGCCAGUGAAGUCCAGUGAGCUGUGGAAUGACGAAAACUAUCUCUUCUCUCCAAAAACCACAAAGACCAGCAGCUCCUUGUCCUCCUACACAGAGAGCCGCACUGUCAACAGAGUCUCCAGCCUGCCCCCCUCCACCCCCUCCACCUCCUUCUCCUCCUCAAGGCUUCUGUCUGCAGCACCCCCUACAGGUCAGACCAAAGCAGUGCGCCGCAGCAUCUCUCUGUGGAUUAAGCUGCUCCUGAUGGCCAUCGUGGCAGCUUUCCUGUUCCUGGUUUACCAAGCCAUGGAGCCCAACACCAUCAGCCCAUUUACACUCUCAGACACAGAAGUGGCCAGUGACAGCACAGCAUAGAGAGCACACAAAGUGUUAAUGAGCAAAAAGUAGCCUGUCUGCUUAAUUUUUUUUAAAUGUAAAUUUUCAAUCUAGUCAUUUUGUUCAUGGGUGCUGUGAAAUUAUCUCUGACACCAUUGCCCAGCUUUCCUCAAGUUUGUUCUCCCCCCCUUUUUGUUUUCUAAAUCACUUUUCAGUGAAACAUCACUGUCUUUCAGUGACACCUCUCUCCAUGACACACUGUGAAACGACAGUACCACGUCUUCUGUUGUUGCUCUGGUCCAUCACUGACCUUCGACCUUACAGUCUGAGGUUACAAGAACACUGUCGCUUUUGUAGAAUUAUGCAGAUUCAUUGUCAUGUUACUGUUUAUGUCAGACUUGCAUGACGUGUAUUAAAUGUGUAUGGUUGAGAUUUUCUUUUCACUCAGUUUUUAUCUUAGUCAUUCACAGCAUUAGAAUUGUAUGUACUUUUCUUGGCCAUGUUCAUUAAUGACACAGGGAGGCUUAUUAUAAACUAAGUGCUUCUAAAUCUUCUUCAACCAUACACCAAUAUUUUCUUAUAAAAUUGAAUGUUACAGUGUAUUAUGAUAUAUGUAUUCACUGUCACAAACAUUGAAUAUCCACUCAAUAAACUAUUGUU
Monopterus albus (swamp eel) is the source of this 2562-nucleotide messenger RNA. RefSeq names its product thymopoietin a (gene tmpoa). The record is from RefSeq and is a predicted model, not a curated record. The coding region runs from base 1 to 1941 and encodes 646 amino acids. NCBI's taxonomy places the organism in Eukaryota, Metazoa, Chordata, Actinopteri, Synbranchiformes, Synbranchidae. Gene Ontology annotation, molecular function: DNA binding. The transcript is spliced from 13 exons.